Molecule: messenger RNA, 1002 nt
Organism: Perca flavescens (yellow perch)
Lineage: Eukaryota; Metazoa; Chordata; Actinopteri; Perciformes; Percidae
Product: ras GTPase-activating-like protein IQGAP3
Exons: 5
Coding region: 16-696 (226 amino acids)
Biological process (GO): mitotic actomyosin contractile ring assembly actin filament organization
Cellular component (GO): cell cortex
Molecular function (GO): calmodulin binding; GTPase activator activity; actin filament binding
Source: RefSeq, a predicted model, not a curated record
UGUCAUGAUUGGCUGAUGCAGCGGCGAGCUCGGCAGGAUGCCCGCACGCCUGACAAGAUGAAGAGGAACGAGUCGCUGGUCGCCAACGGCAACCUGAGUUUGGAGGAGAAGAAGAGGAAGAUCCUGAGAUGUCUUCGUCGUCUGGAGGGACUCGGAGUCCUGAGAGCCCCCCACCCCGAGAACCAGAUCCUGCAGAUGAUCGCCAAGGACAUCCGUCAGCAGCGUGUGCACCGCCAGCGGCGAGGGGCGGAGCUUCAGAAACUCCGUCAGACUCUCAGCAGCCUGCAGGACAAGAGCAGCUUCCACAGCCAGCAGGUGGACUACUACAGACAUUACAUCACUUCCUGUCUGGACCACCUGACUCACAGCAGUAAGUCGACCAAUAAGAAGAAGCUUCCUGCUCUGAGCUACAGCGCCGCCCGGCUGCAGGAGAAAGGAGUUCUGGUGGAGAUCCAGGACCUGCCAGUUACACAGUUUAAGAACGUGGUCUUUGACAUCGUCCCUGGACCGGAGAAAGGAACGUUCAACGUCAAAGCUCGAUUCCUCGGCAUCGAGAUGGAAGAGUUCCCGCUCAAAUACCAGGAUCUGCUGCAGCUGCAGUACGAAGGCGUGGCCGUGAUGAAGAUGAUCGACAAAGCCAAAAUCAACGUCAACCUGCUCAUCUUCCUCCUCAACAAGAAGUUCUUCAAGAAAUGAAGUCCUGCUCUUCUUCUACACACCUAUCUCUGGUUUAAUAUCUACAACAGAGUGACCAAUCCUCUCUACACUCCUAUCUCUGGUUUAAUAUCUACAACAGAGUGACCCAUCCUCUCUACGCUCCUAUCUCUGGUUUAAUAUCUACAACAGAGUGACCCAUCCUCUCUACUCUCCUAUCUCUGGUUUUAUAUCUACAACAGAGUGACCCAUCCUCUCUACACUCCUAUCUCUGGUUUUAUAUCUACAACAGAGUGACCCAUCCUCUCUACGCUCCUAUCUCUGGUUUAAUAUCUACAACAGAGUGAC